AUGUGCGCCACCAAAACGGCCCUCCUCCUCGCCCCGGCCCUCACCACCACCGGCACGCUGCUGUACGGCUGGGACCAGGAGCUCUUCCUGCGGCCGCUCACCCUGCGCAACACCUACCGCGACGCCAACGCGCUGCUGCCCGCAUACUGGAGCCGUCUCAUGACGGUCGGCUGGCCGCGGCUGCUCUCCUGCCUCGUUGUGUGGUUGAGGGUGAACAUGGCGAGGACGCUGACGACGGAUCUGCUGAGCUGGGUGUGCGCGGUGGUGGCGGUGACGAAGACGCUGGCGGUGGAGUGA
This is a messenger RNA of Beauveria bassiana ARSEF 2860, 297 nucleotides long. RefSeq lists its product as uncharacterized. The record is from RefSeq and is a predicted model, not a curated record. Bases 1 to 297 code for a protein of 98 amino acids. The transcript is spliced from 2 exons. NCBI's taxonomy places the organism in Eukaryota, Fungi, Ascomycota, Sordariomycetes, Hypocreales, Cordycipitaceae.